Messenger RNA from Solanum tuberosum (potato), 403 nucleotides. RefSeq names its product histone H4. The record is from RefSeq and is a predicted model, not a curated record. The coding region runs from base 23 to 334 and encodes 103 amino acids. The transcript has a single exon. Gene Ontology annotation, cellular component: nucleosome. NCBI's taxonomy places the organism in Eukaryota, Viridiplantae, Streptophyta, Magnoliopsida, Solanales, Solanaceae. Gene Ontology annotation, molecular function: structural constituent of chromatin; DNA binding; protein heterodimerization activity.
GUCCAAAAUCAAGAGCAAGAAAAUGUCAGGCAGAGGCAAAGGAGGCAAAGGAUUGGGAAAAGGAGGAGCGAAGAGGCACAGGAAAGUGUUGAGAGACAAUAUUCAGGGAAUUACAAAGCCAGCUAUUCGUAGACUCGCUCGUAGAGGUGGUGUGAAGCGUAUAUCUGGAUUGAUUUACGAAGAGACUCGUGGGGUUCUGAAAAUCUUUUUGGAAAAUGUGAUUCGUGAUUCUGUAACUUACACAGAGCACGCUAGGAGAAAGACGGUUACUGCUAUGGAUGUUGUUUAUGCACUUAAGAGGCAAGGAAGGACCCUUUACGGAUUUGGGGGUUAGGGUUUUUUUUUUUUUUGAACUUUGAUAUCUGUUAUAUAUUCAUGAAAUAGAAAUUUGAUUUACCCAUUA